Molecule: messenger RNA, 1611 nt
Organism: Cyphellophora attinorum
Lineage: Eukaryota; Fungi; Ascomycota; Eurotiomycetes; Chaetothyriales; Cyphellophoraceae
Product: Cysteine proteinase 1, mitochondrial
Exons: 1
Coding region: 1-1611 (536 amino acids)
Biological process (GO): L-homocysteine catabolic process; proteolysis; response to toxic substance
Cellular component (GO): cytoplasm
Molecular function (GO): cysteine-type aminopeptidase activity
Source: RefSeq, a predicted model, not a curated record
AUGGGAUCGUCUCAAUCAGCACCCAACCGGGAGGAGGCUGCGCUCCUCGUCCAGCGCCUGCACGCCAUGCGCAUGCAAGAUAGAGACAUUGAACGCGACUAUGUUUCGAUAGACACCGAGAAAGGCAUGCUGACCUCCCAUGCUAACUCACCAUCACUUUCCAUCUCGUCCGCUGAGACAUGGGAGAAGCAGCUGCUCGCCGAUCCCAAGAAUCGCCUGGCCUUGUCCGCCUUGAUGCAGAACGACGUCCGAAACAUCAUCUCUCAGAAGGUUGCUACACUGCCCGAUACGCAGACCUAUAAUGUCAAGAUCCCUUUUGAGGGCAGUCCAGUCACAAAUCAGCGCUCGUCAGGACGAUGCUGGCUGUUCGCAACCACCAACGUUCUGCGGGUUCCAAUUAUGAAGAAGUACAAUCUGAAGGAGUUUGAGCUAUCCCAAUCUUAUCUCUUCUUCUGGGACAAACUUGAGAAGUCCAACUGGUUCCUCGAGCAGAUCAUCGACACCUCCGAUAUGGACCUCGAUUCCCGAAUCGUGCAAGAACUGCUAGGAUCACCCGUGAGUGACGGUGGACAGUGGGACAUGGCAGCCAACCUCGUCCACAAGUACGGCUUGGUCCCGCAGACACUCUACCCCGACAGCUACAACGCCAUGAACUCGGGCGCCAUGGGCAGCAUCAUCACCUCGAAACUCCGCGAAGACGCCCUGAAACUACGAUCCAUCAAGCAGCAGGCCACUUCCGGCACCUCCUCAAAGCUCGCAGCCAUGAAGGCCCGCAUGCUGCAAGAAGUCCACUGCAUCCUCACUCUUAUGCUUGGUCCACCACCUAAGCCUGAAGACAAGUUCUCAUGGGACCACUACGACAGCAAUGGCAAAUUCCACCAACUCCAGAAAACACCCCUUGACUUUGCCGCCGACAUCUCCUCUUCAAACUCUUUCCGAACAUUAGGCGCCAAGGUCUCAGACAUGUUCUCCCUCGUCAACGACCCUCGAAACCCAUACAUGAAGCUGCUCACCGUCGAUCGACUCGGCAAUGUCGUUGGUGGCCGCCCAGUCACAUAUGUAAAUGUGGACAUGUCCACCAUGAAAGCCGCCGCUAUUUCCAUGCUCAAAGCCGGCAUCCCAGUCUUCUUCGGCAGCGAUGUGGGCAAAUAUUCCAACUCAACCACAGGCACGAUGGACACGCGUCUCUACGACUACAAGCUUGCGUUCAACGUCAGCUUGGACAUGAGCAAGUCCCAGCGUCUGCGGACAAGGGAGAGUGCUAGUAUGUUCCCCUCCCAAACCUGCCCUUCCUCUGCUUCGCUCCUCCUUCCAGACGUGCUCCUCCAACGAACCGAGCCUGACAUGUCCUCAACAGUGACCCACGCCAUGACCCUAACAGCAGUCCACCUUGACCCCUCUACCGGCAAGCCCAUCCGCUGGCGCGUCCAGAACUCUUGGGGCACAUCCGCAGGUACCGAAGGAUACAUGGUGAUGACGGACGCUUGGAUGGAUGAAUUCGUCUACCAGGUUGUGGUUGACCCCGGGUAUGUGGGCAAAGAGAUCAAGGAGAUUCUGGGCACCAAAGCGAAGAGGUUGGAUCUGUGGGAUCCGAUGGGUGCGCUGGCUUGA